Molecule: messenger RNA, 2447 nt
Organism: Agrilus planipennis (emerald ash borer)
Lineage: Eukaryota; Metazoa; Arthropoda; Insecta; Coleoptera; Buprestidae
Product: prolyl endopeptidase
Exons: 15
Coding region: 171-2369 (732 amino acids)
Biological process (GO): proteolysis
Cellular component (GO): cytosol
Molecular function (GO): oligopeptidase activity; serine-type endopeptidase activity
Source: RefSeq, a predicted model, not a curated record
GAAAAAGAGAAUUGUAAUUUAUUCUCGUUUUUCAUAUUUUUAACGAUUAAUUAUUUUACAUUUGUAGUAUUUAGUAAUUAGAUGAGGCAAAUUAAAUAAAUAUAUAGUUUUCUAUCUUUUUAUAAACUGGUUAAAAAAAAGUUAGUCAACGCAUACUUAUCUUUCACGAAAUGUUAUUUCGUUGUUUAAAUUUUAGGGUGCAGCUCUGUAAGGUUUUUUCAGCUUCCUCACUGGUACGUUCAUCUAGUACAAUGCCUUUUAAAUAUCCAUUUGCAAGAAGAGAUGAAUCUAUUAAAGAUGUUUAUAAUGGUGUGGAGGUAAGUGAUCCCUACAGAUAUUUAGAAGAUCCUGAUUCGGAUGAAACUAAAGAAUUUGUGGAUGCUCAAAAUGCAGUUACUACUCCUUAUAUUAAUAGCUGUCCUUACAAAGAACUUAUUAAUAAACGAAUUACUGAUCUUUGGAACUACCCCAAGUACUCAUAUCCUUUCCAAAGAGGAGGAAGAUACUAUCAAUUGAGAAAUUCUGGUCUUCAAAAUCAAAGUGUCAUAUAUGUUCAAAAUACAUUACAUGAUGAAGCUCAAGUAUUCUUAGAUCCUAAUACAUUAUCAGAAGAUGGAACUGUCUCGUUGUCUGGUUCUGAGUUCUCAAAAAAUGGAAAAACUCUUGCUUAUGGCUUAAGUAAAAGUGGUUCUGACUGGUUAGAAAUUAAAUUUCGUAAUGCAGAUACUGGGGAUGAUUAUCCUGACAUUCUCAAAAAAGUUAAAUAUUCCCCUAUAACCUGGACCCAUGAUAACAUCGGCUUUUUUUAUGGAGCUUACUUAAAUCAACAAGGAAAAACUGAUGGCUCAGAAACAAAUCAAAGUGAAAAUCAAAAACUUUAUUAUCAUAGGCUUGGUACUGAUCAGGCAGAUGAUAUUUUAGUUGUGGAAUUUGAUAAUCCACAAAUAAGAAUAGGUGCACAUGUUAGUGACUGUGGAAGAUAUCUAAUAUUGACUCCAGUUAUAGGAUGUAAAAAUAAUCUUGUUUAUGUUUGUGAUUUACAAGAAGUUACUGAAAUAAAAACUUUACUGAAAAAGAAAGAAAUUGUAACUGAAUUUAAGGCUGAUUAUGAAUACAUUACAAAUAGUGGCAGUAGAUGCAUCUUUCGUACAAAUAAAGAUGCACCUAAUUAUAGAUUGGUUGUUAUUGAUCUAAAUAAUCCGAAUGAGGAAAACUGGGAAACUUUAGUUCCAGAACAUCCAAAAGAUGUCUUAGACUGGGCCAAUCCUAUUAACAAUAAUUGCUUAGUUAUAUGUUAUCUACAAGAUGUUAAAAAUACUUUAUCGCUUCAUAAACUUGAAAAUGGAGAGAAGAUUUUAGAUUUUCCAGUAGAGUUAGGUACCAUUACUGGUAUGUCAGGUGAAAGAGACCAUACAGAAAUGUUUUAUGGGUUUUGCUCAUUCUUAACUCCGAGUAUAAUAUUCAGAGUUGAUUUCACACAAUCAGAAAUUAAGCCAGAAAUAUUUCAUGAAACCAAAGUUGGAGACUUUAAUCCUGCCAUGUAUGAAAGUAAACAAGUUUUUUAUAAUAGUAAAGAUGGAACUAAAAUUCCUAUGUUUAUUGUACACAGAAAAAAUUUGGAAUAUGAUGGAUCAAAGCCAGCUCUCCUCUACGGCUAUGGAGGCUUCAAUAUUAAUGUUCAACCCUCAUUUGCUAUUUCACGUUUAGUUUUCAUAAAUAGUUUUGAUGGAAUUUUUGCUUUAGCAAAUAUAAGAGGGGGCGGAGAGUAUGGUGAAAACUGGCACAAUGCCGGUCGUUUUGAGAACAAACAAAAUGUUUUUGAUGACUUCCAGUAUGCUGCGCAAUAUCUUAUUAAAAAUAAAUAUACCAGUUCUAAUAAGUUGACUAUACAGGGUGGCUCAAAUGGCGGCCUUCUAGUUGCAGCAUGUAUUAAUCAGACCCCUGAGCUAUUUGGAGCUGCUAUUUGUCAAGUUGGCGUUUUAGACAUGUUACGUUACCAUAAAUUUACGAUUGGUUAUGCUUGGACAUCAGAUUACGGAUGCAGCGAUAACGAUGAGCAGUUCAAAUAUUUAUACAAAUAUUCACCUUUACACAAUAUUAAAGAACCCUCAAAUAAAGGUCAGUAUCCGGCCACUUUGUUGUUAACUGCAGAUCAUGAUGACCGUGUAGUACCUCUACAUUCUCUUAAAUUUAUUGCCGAAUUACAUUACAAAAUAGGACAGUUACCCCAACAAAAAAAUCCACUAAUGAUUCGUAUUGAAACAAGAGCUGGUCAUGGAGCAGGGAAACCCACUUCUAAAGUAAUUGAGGAGCUUACAGACAUUUUCUGUUUCAUCCAAAAGUCAUUAAAUCUUAAGUUUUAUGAAUGACCUUUUAUAUAAUUUAUGAAGAACAUUAACAGUCUGAUGUACCUUUAAAACAAAACGUUCUGUAUUUUAGUUCUAGAA